UACAUUCCUAGAAAUUCUUGGAAGAACAGAACAGGAGGAUAAGAAGACAAAAGCCAUGGAACCUGCAGAACCUAAAACGCUUGGAAGCUCUCUUAUAGUGCCUAGCGUGCAGGAGCUAGCAAAAGAACCAUUGACAGAUCUCCCGCCUCGAUAUUUGCGACCUGAUAUAGGUUCUCCAAUCAUAUCUAGCAUCCAGGUUCCAGUGAUUGACAUGUCAAAGUUAUUUUCUCAAGAAUUCAUGGAUAUUGAGCUCGAUAAGUUCCACCAUGCAUGCAAAGACUGGGGUUUCUUCCAGCUGAUAAAUCAUGGAGUGAGCAGUUCAUUAGUGGAAAAAUUGAAGGUGGAAAUUCAAGAGUUCUUCAAUCUCCCAAUGGAUGAGAAGAAAAAAUAUUGGCAAGUACCAGGAGAAAUGGAAGGAUUUGGACAGGCUUUUGUUGUGUCUGAGGAGCAAAAGCUUGAUUGGGGAGAUAUAUUCUACAUGGUCACUCUCCCACCUAAUAUGAGGAAACCUCAUUUGUUCCCAAAGCUCCCUCUCCCAUUCAGAGAAACUUUGGAAGCUUAUUCAGCAGAAACAAAAAAUCUUUCCAUGAAAAUCCUCUACUUCAUGGCACAAGCUCUGGGAAUGAAACCUGAAGAAAUAAAAGAACUAUUUGAAGAAGGAUUGCAGCAAAUGAGAAUGAAUUACUAUCCUCCAUGCCCACAACCAGAGCUAGCUAUGGGUCUCAACUCACACUCUGAUCCAAAUGGCCUUACGGUCCUCCUUCAGGUUAAUGAAGUGGAAGGGUUACAGAUAAAGAAAGAUGGCAAGUGGGUUUCUGUUAAACCUCUCCCAAAAGCAUUUAUCAUCAAUAUUGGUGAUAUGGUAGAGAUUUUUACUAACGGAAUCUACAGAAGUAUUGAGCAUAGAGCAGCUGUAAACUCAGUUAAAGAGAGAAUUUCCAUUGCUACUUUUUAUAGUGCUAAGCUAGAUGGAGAAAUGGGUCCAGCACCAAGCCUUGUUACCCAAGAGAGGCCUGCUUUAUUUAGGAAAUUUGGUGUUGAAGAUUACAUGAAGGGAUUUUUUUCAAAAGAACUCGUCGGAAAAUCAUUCAUUGAUGAAACGAGAAUUCAAAAUGAAGAAGCUAAAAACAACUGAUAGAUUGAUGCCUAUUUUAGUUUAAUAAUAACCAAAUCAUAUUGAAAAACAAUAAAUAAAUUAUGUUAUUCUGCGUUUUUCCUCUUUCUUUUUCCUUUCUUUCUCAAUUGAAGUAUCUUGUUCUGUUCAGUAUAAGAAAUGUGAGGUUAUCUGAUUCCUCAUCAGCAGUUUCACAAUACAUAUAGUGAAAAAAAAAUAAAUGGAUUAUGUUAUUAUGUGCUGUUUCA
Jatropha curcas is the source of this 1362-nucleotide messenger RNA. Its product is annotated as protein SRG1. The record is from RefSeq and is a predicted model, not a curated record. Lineage: Eukaryota; Viridiplantae; Streptophyta; Magnoliopsida; Malpighiales; Euphorbiaceae.